This is a messenger RNA of Parnassius apollo (apollo), 1011 nucleotides long. Lineage: Eukaryota; Metazoa; Arthropoda; Insecta; Lepidoptera; Papilionidae. The record is from the annotation of a GenBank genome assembly.
AUGGCGGGCUCUAGAGAGAGGUUGCUUUACGACAGACAUUCGGACUAUGAACAGGAGUAUGACCGGAGACGUAGAUACGAUACAGAGUACGUAACGAAGCGAACCGAACCUGCUUGCUACGAGAAUCGCUACGCGACUCAACGCUUUAAACCGAACCGGUCCGAGCCGGAACGCUUCGCUAACAACCGAUAUAGGGAACGAUUUGACCGCUACGAGAGACCGAGACGCAAAAACGGCUACGUGUUCGAGGAUAUUUACUCCGAUUUCGACGAGGCUCAGGGACGUUUAUCGCUGUUCAGACCAAUAAGGCCCGAAUACUUGAACCUUUCCACUACAUACGAUACUAAAUAUAGCACAUUGCCUCGAAACUACCCGUCUUAUGAAGACAGAACUCGUAGAUAUAAGAAAGACUAUUACGACUUUAGAAUCGACGAAAGACGCCGUUCAAGGGAAUUAUACGAGCCUUAUAGAACACAUGAAGCCAGAAGAAAACCUAUAUAUGACCGGAAACCGGAUACUGUAUACGCAGGUAGACCGAAACCGGUGAUCCAAUUAAAUAGAACCGAACGAAAAACGCCUAAAAAUGUAGCGGUGUGCAAACCGCUUCGCUUGUCAGAAAAAAACGCGCGUUAUUGGACGACUGAUCCGCCGAAUGGUGCCCGAACAAAGCCAAGGAAAGACGAACCGAAGAAAAAUGUGAAAUUUUCCGAAGUGUCCGGUUGUAACCGGAAAAUGGUGGUCUACGAUCCGGUUUGCGGUCGCAAGUUAGUGGCAGUUAGGGAGUUAGAAGUGUCGCUCGACCAAAUGAUACAGAAUGGUUAUUUCGAAAAGCACAAUGUACCAAUAUUGAGGCCAGAGAAGACGAAGCCAGAGAUACCGGCUCUGGAACCGAACGGGAAAUGCUUAUCCGGCGGCGAAACGAAAACUUCGAGAAAAUCCAGACAUCUGCCGCAGGUAAGUUUGUAUUUUAACUAUAAGUUGACAGCUUGCGGCGUUGGCUUGCACUGCUAA